Messenger RNA from Erythranthe guttata (spotted monkey flower), 4206 nucleotides. Its product is annotated as nuclear receptor coactivator. The record is from RefSeq and is a predicted model, not a curated record. Gene Ontology annotation, biological process: regulation of transcription by RNA polymerase II. Gene Ontology annotation, molecular function: transcription coregulator activity. Gene Ontology annotation, cellular component: SAGA complex. Lineage: Eukaryota; Viridiplantae; Streptophyta; Magnoliopsida; Lamiales; Phrymaceae.
CUCGACCCAAGUCUUUCUUUCUCUACCCCACUGCGCAAACACACACACGCACACAUACGAAGAGAGCAAAAAACAUAGUUUAUAGCAAAUUUGUCGUAGAAUUUUCUGGGUAUGCAUUUCUUCUGAAUUGAAGUUUCGAAGAUCGGAAUUCUGAAUUUAAAGAGAUCCUCCAAGUUAUGGGGAUCUCGUUCAAGGUUUCCAAAACCGGUAAGAGGGUUCACCCGAAACCGUUACCGCCCGAUUCCGCCUCUUUUCCUGUCAAAGACGAAGAAUCAAACGACACCGUUUUUGCUUCCUCGAAGAAGAAGAGUGGCACAAUUUCUCUCUCUACUCGGAAACUAGCGGGGCAGACUAGCGAGAACAAGAGCGUAGUUGAAAUCUCUGAUAAUGAAGUUUCGUUCACUCUAAGCCUUUUCCCCGACGGAUAUUCAAUAGCGAAACCUAACGAGAAUGAACCUGGCCGUCAAACUUCUGUUGAAAUACCGAAAUUUCUCCACCCAUACGAUAGAGCAUCAGAGACUCUGUUUUCGGCAAUUGAGUCCGGUCGAUUGCCUGGAGAAAUUCUGGAUGAUAUACCGUGCAAAUACAUGGAUGGUACACUUGUAUGUGAGGUCCGAGAUUAUCGGAAGUGCUCCUGGGAAGGACAGAAUGUGGCUUCUGUGGAUAGCUCACCCGUCAUUACCCGUAUAUGUCUUAGAAUGUCUUUGGAAAAUAUAGUAAAGGAUAUUCCAGCUAUUUCAGACAGUGGUUGGACAUACGGUGAUUUAAUGGAAGUGGAAUCCAGAAUUUUGAAGGCCCUGCAACCACAACUUUGCCUAGAUCCUACCCCACAGCUCGAUAAACUCACUAACAACCCCGUUUCCACCAAGUUAAACUUAGAUCUGCGCAGCAUGCGAAGGAAAAAAAUGAGGCUGGCUCAAGAAGUAGCUGUGUUGUCGAAUAAUGUCAACGGGAAAAAGGUAUAUCUCGAGAGAGUUCCAGAAAGUUCUAGAAUGGGGGACUUGGGAUCUUUAGUGCAGCAGCAGCAACCUUCGUAUGAGAAUUUGAACACUCAAAACAAUGUUUCGAGCACUAUGCUACCACUAAGGAACAACAGCUUUAGCUCCGACGCCUCUCUUAUGGCAUCUCACCAGUCAAAGUACCAAAUCGGGAUCGGCAGCCCUCGGAUUAUGAAGGAUCAACGGUCAGGAUCUCUUUUGAACGUAUCCGUAGCUUCGCCAGGUGGACAGGAUAUGAUGAUUCCAUUCUCCGAUGAUGUCACUGCUGCUUCUAUUCAUGGUAAGAGAGAGAAUCAAGAUUCGCAAUCUUCUCCGCUCACCAAUAAGAAGGCUAGGCUCACGCAGGCAGGUGGCGAUGGGGGUAUACAGAAUAUGGGCCCCCAAAUGGACAGCUUACAUGGAUCCGAAUUACACUGGAAGAACACAUUAUUACAGCACCAGCAAUCGACGGGGAGAGGAAUUCAGUAUGGUAAUAAUAAUAAUAACGGCAUGCAGAAGUUUCCUCACCAGGUGUUUGAUGGAGGUCUGAACCAGGAAAUGGGUCCCAGUAAUCAAAUGCCGUUCACUAUCGGACAACAAGGAGUAAGAUACAAUUUAAAGGAGGAGCCGGUCGAGGCAGAUAGACUGAUGGGAGUAGAAUCAUCGGAAUUGACAAAUAUCGAUCCAAGAUUGCAGCAAAGAAUGCCACAUCAUCAGUUCGCCAGGUCGGGUUUCCCUCAGACAACAUGGAACAACCUCGGUCAGCCUCUUGAUAGUGCUACUACUAAUAAUAAUAAUAAUACUAGUCAGAAGAGGAAACUAGUACAAAGCCCGCGUGUUUCUUCUGCUGGGGGAUUGCCUCAAUCUCCGUUGUCUUCGAAAUCUGGAGAACUUUCUAGUGGUUCGAUUGGGCAUCAAUUUGGAGCGGUUGCGAAUAGUGGAUUUGUGUCUUCUCAAAAGGAGAAAAAUGCAGUCACGUCUGUACCUUCUGUUAGUGUGAAUGAUUCCAUGCAGCAGCGGCAAACCCAGGUGCAGGCAGCUGCGAAGCGGAGAUCUAAUUCUCUUCCUAAAACACCUGCAUUGAGUGGGGUUGCUUCUCCUGCAAGCGUUGGCAAUAUGAAUUUACCAAUAAACGCAAAUAGUCCUCCGGUUGGGAAUCAGCCUUUGGGUGAUCAGACCGUUCUUGAUCGAUUCUCCAAGAUUGAAAUUGUUGCUAUGAGGUGUCAACUGAACUGCAAAAAGAAUAAGGUAGAUGAGUAUCCGAUCAGGAAGGCUAAUGCGUAUUCGACUCAACAGCUUGCUUCUCAUCUUUCAACUGAUUUAAACAACGAGAAUUUGAAAGACGAAGCAUGUAAGAUGCCGUUAUCGACCUCAAUGAUAGGGGGAAACAUGAAUGUUUGCAAAGUCAGGAUCUUGAACUUUAUCCAGACCGAGCGCGUUAUUCAAGGUAAUAACAUCCAAUUGGUUCCAAAGGGGAGAACAAGGAUGAUCAUGUCUGAGAAACCAAAUGAUGGCACUGUGGAAUUUUAUAUUGGAGAAAUCGAGGAUGCUGAAUACUUGGCCGCAGAGAAUUACCUUCCAACAUUACCAAAUACUAACAUUGCCGACUUACUUGCUGCACAAUUCACUUCACUGAUGGUACGUGAAGGACAUCCCUUGGAGGGGGAUCAUCUCCAACCAAAGCAAGUUCGAACGAAUGCCACCUCAGCAGCCCAACUUAACUUCCCUUCAACAUCCGAGAUGCAACACCAGUUUCCGGAAGGUGUUUCUGUUCCGCUACCCAACGAUAUUACCAAACCUAAUAAUAAUAAUAAUAGUAAUAACAAUAAUAAUAAUGGUAAUGCACCGGUGAACAAUCAAGGCCCGAGAAUGCUACCUCAGGCGAUCCAAAUGUCUCAAGGGCUACUGGCUGGUGUUUCGAUGCCUACUAGAUCACAGCAGCAAACCGAGCAAAUGCCACCUCAGCAUCCUCAGUUCCAAAGAUCACCUAUGAUGUUAUCAGCAAACUCGAUGCAACAUCUGAACAUGGCUCAGAACGCAAACAUGCAGUUAGGACCUCAUAUGACAAACAAACCUUCACCUCUCCAGCUUCAGAUUUUGCAACAACAGCACCAGCAGCAGCAGAGGAAAAUGAUGCCUGGCCUUGGAAAUGUCGGCAUGGGGGGCAAUAUCGCUAAUAGUAAUAAUAUGGUGGGGCUUGGCGGAUUGGGCAGUGUAUUGGGAAUCGGUGGCGGCGGUAGGGGGGUGGGUGGGGGUGGGGUUGGUAUCUCCGCUCCGAUGGGGUCCACAAUCUCUUCGAGCAUGAAUCAGAUGAAUCAGAGUGCGAUGAAUCUGAGCGCUGCUUCGAAUAUCAAUAGCGUUAUUAGAAACGGGAAUCUCACGCCUGCUCAAGCUGCGUACAUGAUGAAGAUGAGGAUGGGGCAGAACAGAUCAAACGUUUUGGGCAGCAGCCCUCAGUCGUCGGGCAUCGGGGCCGCCCGGCAGAUGCUUCCGGGACCUUCCGGGCCCUCUAUGCUGGGCCGGGGUAACAUGGGCCAGAUGCAGCGCACGGCUAAUAUGGGCCAGAUGGGCCCGCCGAAGCUGAUGCAGGGGAUGAAUAUUUACAUGAACCAGCCACAGCAGAUUCAGCAGAUUCAGCAAAUGCAGCAGUUUCAGCAGAUGCAGCAGCUACAGCAGCAGCAGCAACAACAACAGCAGCAGCAGCAAGAAAAUGUUCUUUCGCCUCCUCAAGUGAGUUCACCGAUACCCCAUCAAAUGAACCAGCAACAUCAGCAGCAACUGCAGCAACAGCAGGCUAGCCCACAGCAGAGAGCGCCGCCUAUGAGCCCGCAGCUCAGUUCGGGGGGUGUUCAUUCGAUGGGUGGUGGUGCUGCUGCUAAUCAAGAAGCUAAUUGCCCCGCGAGCCCUCAGUUAAGUUCCCAGACUAUGGGCUCGGUCGGUAGUAUCACCAAUUCUCCGAUGGAACUGCAGCAGCAAGGUGUCAGCAAGAGUAACUCUGUAAAUAAUCCGUGAGUUUGCUUCAUCUUCCAAGAUUGCCCUUCUAUAACGUUUAUCUUUAUCAUCGAUUAUUGUUCGUGUCUGCUACUGAAUAAAUCAGACAUGAUGAAGCCAUGUCCAGUGGGAGGAGGUACAUAAUUAUUUCUUUUCUUUUCGGAUUUGUAGCGAAGGUUGUCAUAGUGUAUAACAUUGCCAGAUGUUUUUAUCUAGUUUGGAUUUAUUUGACCUGAAA